CAGCACUGAAGCAGUGGUAUGGUUUCUUCGACUAUGCCUACCCUGGCUAUACGUUUGGUGACUUUGCUAAUCCAUACUCUGGGUAUGAUCCCUUUGUGUAUGGGUACUAUGGAUACGACUACCAGAACACUGCAGCUGCUGCUGCCAGUUACGAUGGUACAUGUUACUAUUCGUUAUCGGUUUCUGGAUACAUUACUGUAUGUUGCAACCACAUUCUUUUUCCCAGGAGCAUAUCCGCCAAAUCUAUCUUCCAAUCAGUUCAGAGGAACCAAGAGUAACCCAGGCCAGCAGCGUGGAUCCAAUGUCGGCGCGGGAGGUAAUAAUCGCCUUAUGCCCCCUGCUGGCAACCCGGGUGGUCCAAUGUCCAAUCAUCAUACGCAACAGACCCCAUCACAUUCGAAUCUGAACUAUAACCUUAUGAAUCAUCCGGUUCUGGAUCACCAUCCUUCUUCCCUAUCCUCCGGCGGUGCUUUUGACUUUGGCGCUCCUCAUAUUCCCCAAGCAACACCAGCAGGAAUGGUGGCCAGUGCGGCGACCGGUUAUCCACACCCCUAGUGAUUUCGCUUUCAUCAGACUUUUUUGUUCAUCUGGACACUGGUGAAUGCAGCGGUCUCCCUGGGCCUUGAUCGCAUUGCGGGAACGGGGAUUGUUUCCUCAUUUUCCCAGUUGGUGCAGGCUCUUCAAGUUGGAUUCGCCCUCACCCAUCUCCAAGCUUUCAGAAUUUUACUUGUGUCGCUUGUGGUCAGCUUCUCUAUGGAGGACAAGGUCCUCUAUUCUGGUGCCUAUAGUCUUUAUACUAUUAAUAUUAUUACAGCUCAGUUGCUGAUGUCGCCCCCUUUCCAGCCCACGAGUUUGUGACCACUCAUUCGCCACACUCUUUAGCCAAAUCGAUACUCCCCGACCUGAUUCUUUGUUUUUUUUUUCCGUUGCUGCUUUCUGACAAUCACGGCUGGUGGGGCCGCGGUCCGACGUACGCGUCACCUUUGACCGAUUCCCAGCACAUUGUGAUCUUAUCCAUUCGCUGUGGUUCAGUCUAUAUCUUGUGUGGGGCGUCGCCUCUCCUCUCAUUUCGUGAUCACUCGCUUGUACCGUAGGGGGGAUUGUGGUCUCAUCUCCCCCUUGUGUCUACACUUACAGGUGAACUGUACAGAUAACUGAGUCGUUGCUAUUAGCGACUCUUACAUGUUCCAAUUGCCCUGGGGGACAUUAUUAUGAAAUUUCGAUAGGCCCCUAUUUUCACCAUACGCUUACACAGUCAUGUUUUCAUCUUUGUACAGACAUCGAAACCACACAAACACAAUCCAAGGUUUUUAUUGGGUUGCACAGCUGUCAAAUGUUUUUGCCCAGCGUUCGUCAUUGUCGGUCUGCCUUUUGGACUAUCAUCUGACUCUUGUCACGUGUCACCCCAUCCGUUGUUAUUGUGUUUAAACAGAGCAGAGAUGACCCGACUUCCAUCGUUUUGGUAGGAUGUAAACACUUGGACAGGUGCGUAUUUGCUACGGCUUCUACAAUAUAGCGUCGUUGUUCCGCUUGGUCUCACUGCUGAUUUGUUGCCUUAGCUUUUCCUUGUUUUAUCGUUGUUAUUACAAUUAUCACUGCUCUUAUUAUUAUUAUCAUUGUUAUUCUCUGAGACUAUGCGCGAUGCUUUGUCUCUAUUUUUCUAGGGACCCGUUCAUACACGAAAACACAUUCACCUGCAUCUGUGUCCAGAACUAUUGUCUAUUUUGAGUUUUCUCAUCGCUUUUUCCAUCUGAAAAUUCCCCCACUGCUACAAGCAGCACAACCACACGUGCGCUUCUUCCCCUCCCCUUCCUCACGUCGCCCACGUCUUCUUGUUUAUAACGCUAGACUUCUUGGUGGUUUUCGCCUGUCGGCAAACACCAAAUACCCGCCGUCACUCGUUUUUCCUAAACUUCCUUCAUUGACUCGCCCUAUCUCACAACCGCCUGUCCCUCGCCUCAAACGCACCCGGAUAUAUUUGUUCGUCGCCUUUAAUAAUCGCUUUUCCCCACAACGGACAUCCCUAAACAAUCUGCGUGUUCUACGAACCUGAUCACAUCUUGCUGGAGAAUGCUCCAGCGUAAGUAGCGCGAGUGAUCAUCGUCGUCAGUAAUAUGCUCACAGUAAAUACUGGUGCAUGACUGUUGUACAGCCAUGGGAAGAGACCGGAUUUCAGAUGGAGGACGACAAAAUAAGCUGUGCUGCGCCGCCCACAUUCUUGUAAAGUAUGUAGCGUGGUCCCUCCCGAAUAAGGACUUGCCUUUCUAAAACGUCCAGUCCUCACUCCUGCCUACUUUUGUGUUGGGUGGGUGCGCGAAGUACCAAAGCCUUGUCCAAAGGAAGAGUGUCUC
Opisthorchis viverrini is the source of this 2351-nucleotide messenger RNA. RefSeq lists its product as hypothetical. The transcript has 2 exons. Bases 19 to 555 code for a protein of 178 amino acids. The record is from RefSeq and is a predicted model, not a curated record. NCBI's taxonomy places the organism in Eukaryota, Metazoa, Platyhelminthes, Trematoda, Opisthorchiida, Opisthorchiidae.